This is a messenger RNA of Colletotrichum truncatum, 1494 nucleotides long. Its product is annotated as mitochondrial cytochrome. The record is from RefSeq and is a predicted model, not a curated record. Gene Ontology annotation, molecular function: heme binding; L-lactate dehydrogenase (cytochrome) activity. NCBI's taxonomy places the organism in Eukaryota, Fungi, Ascomycota, Sordariomycetes, Glomerellales, Glomerellaceae. Gene Ontology annotation, biological process: lactate metabolic process.
AUGGGCUUGAAGGGCGAAGAUAUUGCGAAGCACAGCACUGCUGACUCUUGCUGGGUCAUUGUUCACGGCAAAGCCUAUGAUGUGACGGAAUUCCUGCCGGAGCACCCUGGUGGCGCCAAGAUCAUCCUCAAGUACGGUGGAAAGGAUGCAACGGAGGAGUUCGACCCCAUUCACCCCCCAGACACGCUGGACAAGUACCUCGACCCCUCUAAGCACUUGGGUCCCGUCGACAUGGCCUCCGUGAUAGUGGAGGAGAAGGAGGAAGACCCCGAGGAGGCAGAGCGUCUGGAGAGAGUCCAGCAAAAACCGCUGCUGUCUCAAUGCUACAACCUGAUGGACUUUGAGGCUGUUGCGCGCAGAGUCAUGAAGAAGACGGCAUGGGGAUACUACUCCAGCGCUGCUGACGACGAGAUUACACUGCGGGAAAACCACGGAGCCUUCCACCGCAUCUGGUUCCGCCCUCAAAUCCUCGUCGACGUCGAGAAGGUCGAUUUCAGCACCACCAUGCUCGGCGCAAAGGUCGAUAUGCCGUACUACGUCACGGCAACCGCCCUCGGCAAGCUUGGUCACCCCGAGGGUGAGGUCCUCCUCACCCGCGCCUCCGCGAAGCACAACGUCAUCCAGAUGAUUCCCACUCUGGCGUCUUGCGCCUUCGACGAGAUGAUCGACGCCGCCGAGGCCGACCAGGUGCAGUGGCUGCAGCUGUACGUCAACAAGGACCGCGAAAUCACCAAGAAGAUCGUCCAGCACGCCGAGAAGCGCGGAUGCAAGGGUCUCUUCAUCACCGUCGACGCGCCCCAGCUCGGCCGUCGUGAGAAGGACAUGCGCUCCAAGUUCACCGACCCCGGCGCCAACGUGCAGUCCGGCCAGGCGACCGACCAGAGCCAGGGCGCCGCCCGCGCCAUUUCGACCUUUAUUGACCCCGCGCUGUCGUGGAAGGACAUUCCCUGGUUCAAGUCGAUCACCAACAUGCCCAUCAUCCUCAAGGGUGUGCAGCGUGUUGAGGACGUCAUCAAGGCCAUCGAGGCGGGCGUCCAGGGUGUCGUCCUCUCGAACCACGGUGGCCGUCAGCUCGACUUUGCGCGCUCUGCUGUCGAGGUGCUGGCUGAGACUAUGCCGGUGCUGAGACGCAUGGGACUGGAGAACGCCAUUGAGAUUUACAUUGACGGCGGUGUCCGCCGUGCUACGGAUAUCAUCAAGGCGCUCUGCCUGGGCGCCAAGGGUGUCGGUAUCGGCAGGCCUUUCCUGUACGCCAUGGCCGGCUACGGAUUCGAAGGUGUCGAUCGCGCCAUGCAGCUGCUCCGCGACGAGAUGGAGAUGAACAUGCGCCUCAUCGGUUGCACGAGCAUCGACCAGCUCAACCCCUCGCUCCUCGACACCCGCAGCCUGUUCAACCACGGAUCCACGCCGGCGGACAACCUUGGCCUCGCCAUCUAUGACCCGCUCGCGACGCCGACGCAGAGGCCCAAGCCGCCCAAGUCUUCCAAGUUGUAA